Molecule: messenger RNA, 1237 nt
Organism: Salvia hispanica
Lineage: Eukaryota; Viridiplantae; Streptophyta; Magnoliopsida; Lamiales; Lamiaceae
Product: Pentatricopeptide repeat (PPR) superfamily protein
Molecular function (GO): protein binding
Source: RefSeq, a predicted model, not a curated record
AUCCCCAAUUUCAUGCACUCUCCAAAUUCGACGAAAACAGAAGAAGAAUUCUAGAUUGCAGGUGCCGAAGGAACCGAGAGAAUGUGGCGUCAAGGGCGGAAUCUGCUAAGGCGCCAAUUGCAUCUGAACACUGUCGAUUUAAGGCGCGCUGCGAGCGGGGCGGCGUCUAGCCCUAGCCUGUCGAUAUGGCGGCGGAGGAAGGAGAUGGGGAAGGAGGGUUUGAUGGUGGCGAAGGAGCUCAAGCGCCUCCAUUGCCACCCCAUGCGCUUCGAGCGCUUCAUGAAGACUCAUGUCUCACGCCUCCUCAAAUCCGACCUGGUUGCCGUGCUUGCUGAGUUUCAGCGCCAAAACCUCGUUUCUCUCUCGUUGAAGCUGUAUGAUGUGGUGCGGAAGGAAAUAUGGUAUCGACCGGAUAUGUUUUUCUAUCGCGAUAUGCUGAUGAUGCUUGCCAGAAACAAAAAGGUCGAUGAAGCUAGGAUGGUUUGGAAUGAUUUAAAGGGGGAGGAAGUCCAUUUUGAUCAGCAUACAUUCGGAGAUCUUAUUAGAGCCUUUCUGGACAAUGGAUUGCCAGAUGAAGCAAUGUGGAUAUACGAUCAGAUGAGAAGUUCACCUGAUCGCCCACUAUCAUUGCCUUAUCGUGUCAUAUUAAAAGGGCUAAUAGCGUACCCUGAUUUGAGGGAGAAGGUGAAGGAUGACUUUGUGGAGUUAUUCCCUGACAUGAUUGUUUAUGAUCCUCCUGAUGAUCUUUUCAGUGAUGAAGGCCAUUCAGUAACGGAUUUUGAGGAGGAUUAGAAUGUAUUGCUGUUAUAUUAUAUAUAGUCACGCAUUUGAAUAUGCAAUGGUGAUCAGCUGACCAACUAACUGAGUUGGUUACAGAAUUGAGAUAAAGCUUCAAUGGUUCUGCAGAGUUGCUCAACAGUACUGCCACUUUGGAGUUUGAUGGUCCAUUUGAAUCGUAGGGGAAAUAUGUAUUUGAUGGCACAGCUGCAGCUAUUCAUCAUAAAAGGGGUCCCUAAGAUUAUUGGCAUCCAAAAUCGGAGAAGACGACGAGGCCAUCCUAAACAGUUUUCAAGUGGAAAGAGCAGGGUGCCAUCAAGUUGCAUCUGCUGUAUGACUUCUUCAACUUGCUGACUUUCUUGUUUGCCAUGCGCUCUUUAAAAGCUUUUGGAUCCAGUUACAUUACUGAAAUGAUCAUCAUAAAGCAAUGCCAUUAAUCUUAAUUCCCUUUGAUUGAUCA